This is a messenger RNA of Durusdinium trenchii, 3052 nucleotides long. The record is from the annotation of a GenBank genome assembly. NCBI's taxonomy places the organism in Eukaryota, Dinophyceae, Suessiales, Symbiodiniaceae.
CAAGCUGCCUGCGGCUGCCUGCCUUUGGCAAACGUAUGGCGCCGAUGGGGUCGACUGCAGAUGUCCUGCCAAAGGUGCUGGACUUUGUUCCCCUCGAUUUGCAUCUCAUCUCCCAGCUACGUGCGGUCAACAAGGGCACAACUGGAGCCUACGUGGUGGAGAGAGAGCAUCAAGCGAUUGAAGGCCUUCUUGAAUCGAGAAUAUGUCCUUGCCUUUCAAGUGCUCAAUCCAAGUGAAGAGGACUUCAUACGACAACUUGGGCUCGCUCAACGGCUUAGAAUGUGGGUCAACUCUCCUUCAGCUGAAAAUGCAAGGGUGGAGAGUUGAAGGAGAAGAAGUGAAGAAGUUGAGUCUACCCCCCGUGGGGCACUUGGCAGGAUGAGGCAAGCAACGGACGCCUUGUGUGAUGAAUGGCAAACUGAGAAGCUGCAAGACAUCCUUCGAGACAUGGGGCGACAGGCCGGAUCCCUUUCUCUUCCUACAACAUCCUUUGUGUGAUGUCCCGGUCGUGCAGCUGAACGACCUGGAUCGGCUCACUGAAAAGCGGUACAAGAGGCUUUUUUUCAUCGAUUGGCCCGGCGAGGGCUUGUUAAAAAGCAAGUUGUUGACCUCGUUGCAAAGCCUUUUGGACGGCAAGGUGAACUCAGGUGGCCCCUUUCGCUUGGUCUACCGGAACCAGGAUUUGGAGACGGACACGACCUUCAAAGUGGUGGCGCAGUUCUUCGGUCUUUGGCCGCAGCUCCCCAUCCGUGGCGCGUACAUGGGCGUCCUGAGACUCCGCUGGAGAGACACGGUGCUCUUCGUGGUGCCCAGCUCUUCUCUACUGGGGGGUGGACCCUUCCGCGAGGCGCUGCUACGCCCCGAAGAGGAUGCCGUGCACGAGGCAGUGAUGCCGGUGGUGCCCGGUCAGGUGGUGGAUCCUAUGUUGUUCCCACUGUCUAACCGUCCGGUGCUGCUGCCGGCGGGGGCGGAGCUCUUGGGCGCGGACCUGCCAGGCACCUCCUGCGAUGCCGUGUGCGAGGAAGCGGGCCUGGAAUGCCAUCCCGAGGAUCUUCCCUUCAUCAACAGCUGUCGUGCUCUAGAAGCUCUCAAUUGCAGGCGUUGUGAGGCAGAUGAGGGGCCAGAUCAACCAGCACAGGAGGUGCAGGGCGCGCGUGCGGGCCGAUGCUUGUACAACGGCAAUUUGGGCCGUUUUCCUUUGGCCUGUGGCGCCUCUCAUGUGGGGACGCGGCGCUUGUGUGUGUGUCGCGAGCGCAUCGCUUUGGCCGCCGUCGCGCAGACCACGGAGGCUACGAGCACUGAAAGGCCCAAAGCACCGGUGCUCGAGGCGCCCGUCACCGCUCCCCCCGCGCUGGAUGCGUUGCUGCCGCAGAACUUGGCGGUGCUGGUCUUGGCCAGUGGCCUGCGUCCUCGUUCCUUAGAGCGCUCCUUGCAGUCCUUGUCCCAGGCCUACGGAUACAACAAGCACAUGGUCUUCGUGUCGCAGGAUGGCGAUGGCGAUCAGGCCAAAAUCACGGCUCAGAAGUUCCGCGUCGGCUGGCAGCAGGUGGACACAGGUGUGAAGUCCGCCGGAGAGAAGGAGGCGCUGCACUACAAACUGGCCCUGGAGCACGUGGUGUCCGCCAAGGGCCCCUUUCGUGAUAAACCAGCGCUGGUGAUCCUAGAAGAAGACGUGGUUGUCUCGUACGACAUCCUCUUGUACUUCGGUCAGCUCCAAGCGGUGCUUCAGUGGGAGGACAUCUUCUCCGUGAGCGCCUGGAACGAGAACGCCUUGGGCCCCUACAGCUCCGAUCCGCACCGCUUGCUGCGCGUCGAUGCCUUCUCCAGCGUGGCUUGGAUGGUUUCCACGGAGCACCUGGUGCGCUCUUUGCUGCCACAAUGGCCUCGGAACUUCUGGCAGAAGCACUGGAGACGCUCUUCCUUCGGGCGGAAGCAGCAUAUCAUCCCUGAGAUGCCACGCGUGCGGGUGGAGCGAGCACAAGGGACGCCCCUAUCCAGUAUGGUGGUCCCGACCAGCUUCCGUGACAACUUGGCCUUGGCAGAUCUGGGAGACCUCCAUCGCCUCAGUUCGGAGGCGUAUAGCGCGAAGCUCGUCGAGGAGUUGCGCUCAGCCACCUUGGUUGAAGACCUUCGAGUUCUCCCUUCACCGCUCAAGCUGAAGGAGGAGCAAGGCAGUGAGGUCUCCAAUUGGCGCAUCCACUACGAGAGUGCACAGCCGGAGAGCGAUGGCACCUGGAGUGUUUUGGCUCGAUUUCUUCAGCUGCCGGAGGGCACUCAGCCACCACUGCUCCAGGGUGUGAUCAAGAUCCCAUGGGGUGGUCGAGGUCGAUCGGUCAAGUCGUCACCGUCGAUGCUGGUUACCUCCCUCCCUCGCCGUGGCGGACCCUGGCGGCGAAGCGCGGCGAAAGCCGCGUUGGUGUUGGCAAAGAAGAUCGAAGAUCCCGUUGGGAUCCAGGUUUCUCAGGUUCGGUACUUUCCUGGACCCGACGUGACUUGGCACCUACAUAACUCUGUCGAACCAAUCACCUUAAUGUUCGGUACUUGGAUCCCUGGCCGGGAGUGCGAAGACCCGACUCUACGGUCCGUAGCGGACCGAACUCCCUUCGUCCGGUGCGGAAUCAGCCGGAGUUGGGAGUUGGUCUCCGGGUCGUAUAGCGGUCUUGCGACCGGGUCUGGUCGUGUGCAUGAGGUCGUGCAGGUUCCGCGCGCGCGCGCGCCCUGGUCAUGCAGAGCACUUGGGUUUUCCGCUCUGCACGUUCAUUUGACCUUUCAUUUGACCUUUUUGCUUGUACCUUUCAUUUGACCGGGUCUGGUCCUGGUAGACGUGUUGUGUUUUUGCUGCGAAGGCUCCCAAUGCCUUCAACACUGGCCUGCUCACUCACUUGGACCGCUGUCGCAUGCGGCGACUCGCCCAAUCGCCAGCAAUAAAGGAACCCAACAGUAUAGUGAGAAGGAUCAACAUCCAUGGGUUCAAGGAUUGCUGGUGAAGUGGCUGUUCUCAAAGAAAUACCAGGUGGCCAUGGAACGACACAUAACAAGAAUGUCAAAGCUG